Tyto alba (common barn owl) is the source of this 1740-nucleotide messenger RNA. RefSeq names its product perilipin-3-like. The coding region runs from base 36 to 1412 and encodes 458 amino acids. Gene Ontology annotation, cellular component: lipid droplet; cytosol. Gene Ontology annotation, biological process: positive regulation of triglyceride storage; lipid storage. The transcript is spliced from 7 exons. The record is from RefSeq and is a predicted model, not a curated record. Lineage: Eukaryota; Metazoa; Chordata; Aves; Strigiformes; Tytonidae.
AGCCGAGAGCCCAGCGUCACCUCCGGAGCCCCGCCAUGGCCACCAGCGAGCCCGGGACGGCGCAGCCCAAGGUGGAGGAGCAGCAGAGCAUCGGGACACGGGUGGCCAGCCUGCCUCUGGUGAGCUCUGCCUACGACAUGGUCUCCACGGCGUACGCCUCCACCAAGGAGAGCCACCCCUACGUCAAGUCCGUCUGCGACGCCGCCGAAAAGGGGGUGAAGACGCUGACGGCGGCGGCGGUCAGCGGGGCCCAGCCCAUCCUCACCAAGCUGGAGCCGCAGAUUUCCACCGCCAAUGAAUACGCCUGCAAAGGGCUGGAUAAGCUGGAGGAGAAGCUGCCCAUCCUGCAGCAGCCCCCGGAGAAGGUAGUGGGGUGGGGUGGGGAGGACAAACAUGCUCAAGGUCCACCCCCCCACCACCACUUGCUUAGCAGAGGGUUGUCCUCCCUCUCCCAGCUCAUCUCGGACACCAAGCAGCUGGUGACCUCCACGGUGACAGGGGCCAAGGAUGUCCUGACCAGCACCGUGGCCGGGGCCAAGGACGCGGUGACCAGCCGGGUGACAGGUAUGAUGGACGUGACCAAAGGCGCCGUACAGGGCAGCGUGGAGUUGACCAAGUCGGCGGUGAGCAGUGGUGUCAACACCGUCAUGGGCUCGACCGUGGGCCAGAUGGUGGUGAGUGGGAUGGGCUCCAUGCUGGAGAAGUCGGAGGAGCUGGUGGACCAUUACCUGCCCAUGACGGAUGAGGAACUGGCCAAGCUGGCCACGGCCGUGGAGGGCUUCGAAACGGAGCAGCAGAAGCAGCAGCAGAGCUACUUCGUGCGCCUGGGCUCCCUCUCGACCAAGCUGCGGCACCGAGCCCUCCAGCACUCGCUGGGCAAGCUGCAGAGCGCCCGCCGCAGCAGCCAGGAUGUGCUGGCCCAGCUCCAGCGCACCCUUGACCUGGUGGAGCACCUCAAGCAGGGCAUGGACCAGAAGCUGCAGGGAGGGCAGGAGAAGCUGCAGCAGAUGUGGAUGGAGUGGAGCAAGAAGCAACCGGGCGGUGGCAAGGACAUGGUGCCACCGGAGCCGGUGGAGUCGGGCACGCUGGCCCUGCUGCAGGGCUUGACGCAGCAGCUCCAGAGCUCCUGCCAGCCCUUGGUGUCCAGCCUCCAGGGCCUCCCCGCCAGCAUCCAGGAGAAGGCAGGGCAGGUCCGGCACAGCGUGGAGGAGCUCCGGGCAGCCCUGGCCUCUGCUGCCUCCCUCCAGGACGUGACGGGCAGCGUGCUGGCCCGAGCCCGGGCCCAUGCCACCAAAGCUCGCCAGCUGAUGGACGAGCUGGUGGAGCACGUGGCCCACAACACCCCCCUGACCUGGCUCGUGGGACCCUUUGCCCCCUCGGGCCAGAACCUGGUGGACCUGGAGAUGAAGUAGCAUCUUCAGGAGUGGGGUGAUGGUGGCUCCCCCUCUCCCCAAGCCUCACUAGGAGCAUCUACUAAUCCCUGCCUGGCCCACCUUGCCUGUAACCUUAGUGCCUGCCUGUACAGGGGCUCCCUCCUCCCUGCCCCACGUGUGGCUCUGUCCCUUGUCACCUGUGCCAGGGAGGUGCAGUAACGUGCCUUGGUACCCUCGAGUGCCUCCUGGGGUCACCUCCAGCCCUGGGCUGGAUCCCCAGUGUCCCCUUGUCCUUGGUGCUUUCAAGCCCCUGGUCUUGGAGGGUUGGGGACAGCGCAUGAAGCAAUAAACUCCGGUUAGUUUUGCA